AACAAAUGUGCUGAUUUCGUAACAUUUCAUUUCAUCGCCGUAAUUUAAAGAAAUUAUGAGUUAAAAGUGUUAUCUUUAUCAUCAAGUUCGGCUUUACCUAUUUAAAUCAUGGCGUUGGAUUUAGUCAGCAUUGCACAGCCUCACUACAUACCCGGUUACACGGGCCAUUGUCCAGAGUACAAAUAUCGUAUUGGCGACACUUACGGCUCGACCACUCACAAGAUCCUGUUGGACCCUAGCGUCAACCAUUCCGAGAGACUCGUGCUGUCUGAUAGAACUGCUGAUGAUUUUCAAAUAUUCCGUCCGCCGCAAACUGACAUCGAUCUGGUGAAUGCGAGGUUUCGCAACGGCGACCCGGUCUACAAGCAUCCUAUGGUACCAGGAUAUGAAGGUUUCUUGCCACGAUUGAACGCACAGUUUGGCCAGCGGUACACUGUGGCCGCGACAGAAGCCCUGUCAGAGUUUCAGAAGUCCCAACUAAACCAGCGCGCUGCACGCAAUCAGCUGGAAAGGGUGGUUGACUUGCAGGCUGGGAAAGGACAACCUUGGGACCUUGUUGACAGAUUCUCUGCAACGGCGGAGUUCAAACUGCCCCUGGUGAUGGUAAGGCCAGAAUGCGCGGGAAUAUUACGGGAUGUGCCGAUGGACGAGCCGAAACUAUCUCCAGCCUCUCACUCUGUCAGCCCUUACUUUAUGGAGAAUAGCCAUCCAGACAAGUUUAUUAAGAAAGGUUUUGCUGGACAUGUACCCUACGGUUUCCAACGUUUUGGCGAGUCUUCAAAGAAGCUUACCAACUCGGCGCUAUGCGACUUCUCGUCUAACUACAGACGGCGGCAAAGCACCGAAUGGGCACCCGUUAAUGUAGUCAAACCCGACCCGCCCUUGUCCAUCAACCCGACGGAGAUCUACCAUAAACAUGUCGGAAUGCUGCCCAACUAUGCGGGACACGUUCCAGGCUGCGUGUUCAGAUUUGGAAAAACGUACGGCAACGAUACAAGAGACGCCAAGAGGUGGCUACGGGGUGACUUCACAUCAUAAUGAUAAUAAAUCAAUGGAAAGCUUCAGUGAAAAAAACAUUUUCAGUCAAUAAAUAGUAAAGUCUAGAUUUGAGACAAACUGACAAGUUUACAAGUUAGUACAAAUUGAUCCUAUCCUUGAACUAAGAACUUGGUACACGUCAAAUGAUUUUGGAUGAAAUAAAAUUAUACACAUUA
Messenger RNA from Maniola jurtina (meadow brown), 1214 nucleotides. RefSeq names its product UPF0605 protein CG18335-like. The transcript has 8 exons. Lineage: Eukaryota; Metazoa; Arthropoda; Insecta; Lepidoptera; Nymphalidae. The record is from RefSeq and is a predicted model, not a curated record. The coding region runs from base 109 to 1038 and encodes 309 amino acids.